AUGACUAACCGAGUUUUUCAUCUUUUAGUUGACGCUGGUAGCACCGAUGAUGACCUUGCAAGUGACGAAGACUACGAAGGUGAAUCUGAUAUUGAAUGUGACUUCGGAUUCGAAUGCAAUGUCGAAAUCUUGGAGUCCGAGGAAGAAGAUUCAGUCGAUGACUGGAGUAACGAAAAGAUAAAGUGCAAUAUACUUCCUUUUAGCAACACAACUGGUUUGAAAGUUGAGGAUAUAAAAGCAAAUGAGGCAAUGGACUAUUUCGAUAUCAUUUUUACAGAUAAUUUUCUAACAGAUCUUCUAAGGAAUAUGAACGAUCAAGCACUAAAGUUGUUUCAGCUCAAAGAUCCUGCGUUUGCUAGAAUGACUAAGUUGAAACCAUUCACAAUGAAUGAUUUGAGAGUAUUUUUGGCGUUGUACCUGCACAUGGGCAUAAUUCAGAUGCACGGAAUGAGUGACUAUUGGAACAAAGGCGAAAAGUUUGGACUUAAUUUUUUCACUAAACAUAUGGCACGCAAUUUAUUUUUGAGAAUGUGGCGAUGUAUUGAUUUUGAUCCAAAAGUUAAGGUUGGGGACUUUGAUAAACUUACUGAAUUAAUAAACAGUUUCAACAACAAUAUGGCCAUAGCAUAUCUACCAGAUAAAGUAUUAUGCAUUGAUAAGAGUCAAGCUGUUUGGAAAGAGACAAGCAUUCGUUGUAAAAAUAAAUCUCGUGAAAUGGUGAACAUUUAUCUGCUCUCUGACGAGAAUGGUUAUGUAUUGAAAAUCUAUGCAGGUACAGAAAAACAAGAGGUUGAUAAAAUUGCCAAAACCCUGCUUGCGGAAAGACUGGGAGUUGGACAUGCAGUUUACAUUGAAAACCCGUCGUUGAAAUUGGCUAAACAUUUAGUAUUGAAUAAUACGCACGUAACAGGUAUUUUGAGCCUCAAGCAAAACGAUUUACCAACAACUUUGAAUGAUGUAACGUUGAAUCCAAAUGAAAAACUGACACUUUAUUCAAAACAAGGGAUUUGCGCUACAAAAUGGCAAGGGCGGCAAACAGUUAUGGGAUUGUCAACGGAACACGACGACUCCUGUCAAAGUUAUACUACAAAAACAGGAAGCAAAUACAAACCGAAACUUCUCCUUGAGUAUGAUAAACACAUGACAGGUAUAGAAAAGCACCAUCAUUUCGUAUCGUAUUAUGGGGCUGUGUAUAAAAAUAAGAAGAUACAGUGGCAUAAGAAAUUGGGGUUACAUAUUUUAAAUAUUAUGUUCUGCAACGCUUAUAUCCUUUAUAACAAGUCUUCUAUCAAGCCUCAUGCAAUUCAGGAUUUCAGAUUAGCGCUAAUCGAUGCUUUGGUUUCUAAUAACAAAAACGUUAAGUUUAUUCCUGUAGCCGAGUCAUUUACUUUGCACACACCAUAUAAAUUACCGAGAGAUCCAAAAAGCAAUAGGAUCAAAAGGAAGAGGUGCGUAUAUUGCUGGACUACGACCAAUAAAAGGAUCGACACAGCUAGUUAUUGUCCUAAAUGUCCGAAUGCUCCAGGAUUGUGUCAGGGCAAAUGUUUUGAGGAAUUCCAUGCAAUGCAUAACUUAACAUAAGAAAUUGAUGUUAGAAUUAAUUUAGCUUCUUCCUCUUGUAUCUUAUACUGAUUGCCAUGGUAUUUGUGAUGGUGUGAUCUCAUUUUCUGAUCUGUAUGCGUGGUUAGAAAUACCAAGUAUGUACCUUUAAUGUCAAAUGUGAUUACAGCAUGAAAUGCAAUAAUCCUGACAAAAAUGUUUCGUUACGUUAUGUUGGAGGAAUACUACAUGUAGGUUAGUAUUAAUAGUAUAUGACUAGACUUCACCUUAAUA
Molecule: messenger RNA, 1833 nt
Organism: Cydia strobilella
Lineage: Eukaryota; Metazoa; Arthropoda; Insecta; Lepidoptera; Tortricidae
Exons: 1
Coding region: 1-1581 (526 amino acids)
Source: RefSeq, a predicted model, not a curated record